This is a messenger RNA of Condylura cristata (star-nosed mole), 524 nucleotides long. RefSeq names its product zinc finger protein 39-like. Gene Ontology annotation, biological process: regulation of DNA-templated transcription. NCBI's taxonomy places the organism in Eukaryota, Metazoa, Chordata, Mammalia, Eulipotyphla, Talpidae. The transcript has 3 exons. The record is from RefSeq and is a predicted model, not a curated record. Bases 231 to 524 code for a protein of 97 amino acids.
CUUUCCGUUACUGUUAGCUGCGAAGACCGUUGCAGAUUGUCAGUAGAACUGUAGUAGUGCUUCUUGGGACAGUAGAUGCGAGGGCUGGCAAGCGGUGACAGCUGCUCAUCUCAAACAGACAGAGCACAGUGCAUGCUGUACAAUGUCGAGUUCACCGACAGUAAAGUCCACGACACCCAGUCCUUCUGACUGGGUGCCUUGAAUUGAUAGGAAAUGUGCCACUGCAGGAGAUGGUGACCUUUGAGGACGUGGCCGUGAGCUUCACCUGGGAGGAGUGGCAGUUCCUGGACGACGCUCAGAGGACCCUCUACCGGGACGUGAUGCUGGAGACCUACGGGAGCCUGGCGUCACUGGGGCAUUGUGUUGCUAAACCUGAGGUGAUCGUCAGGUUGGAGGCAGGAGCGGAGCCAUGGACUGUGGGAGCACCCCCAAACCAGAGCCUUUCAGGUGCCUGUGGGACUAGAGGGUGCAUCACCACGGAAGGGCCCAGCGAGGGACUCCCUCACUCUGAUGGGAAGCAGUAG